AUGGCAGAUUUCGAAUUUCCAACUUCUUUGGGAGAUUACAAAGGAGAAGAUCAAACCAAGAAUAAGACACCCGCAUAAAUCUACAAGUAUUUGACAACUGUGAGUACAAAUCUAAUUGAUGAACCUGAAAAAUUGAAUGAGUGUACAACAUGGUUGGACUUUGUGUAUUUUUCAAUCAAGAAUGGAAACACCACUUAACAAAUAAACAAUGUUCUAUCAGACAUAUUGAAGAAUCAAUUAGAUAAGGCAUAUUUGGGAACUCUGAAAUUGGGAUCUGAGAGAAUAACAGUCUUUUUGGCCUGUUGCUAUUUGUGUUGGCAUAAUUAGAUUGAAUAAUAGGAACAUAUAAAAGUCUUAAAAAGUUUUGUAAAAUACAUAAAAAUAAGCAAAUUAAUACAGGAAUGUUUUUCUAUGGUGAUGUCAGUGGCAACAUCAAAUUGUCAGAGUGUAAUAGCACACCAAAUAGUGGCAUUUCUAUUAAGUCAAAACAACGAACAUUACUUUAACAAUUUGGUUGUUGCCUUUUCUGCAUAGAACAUCAAUUGUGUACCAUUGUUGAGAAGAUUGAAUAGAUAGAAAUUAGAGAAUGAAGAUGAAGACACUUAGAUUAGAUUCUAGGAAUUGUUACCCACAUCCAAUUCGACAUUUAUUGAAUGUGUAAUAUUGGAAUAUCUAACUACAAUCAAGCCUCUGUAUGCAAAAACAAGCAGAGAAGUAUUACUCUAGUUGGUGAGAUUUCUACCAGACUUUUUUACCUAGAAUAAUAUUCUGCAUACGUUGUUGAAACUAUAUGAUAAGGAAUAAUGGAUGAUACGAAAUACAGUGACAAUGACCUUGGGAGAACUAUUACGUUAAUCAGUAUUUAUGGAAGAUGUCGAGGAGAAACUAUUGUAAUUAUUAUUAUUGAGAACUCAUGAUUCACAUGUUCAUGGAAGAUCUUGUGUAUUGUAUGCAUUAAAGGAGUUGAUAAGUUCAAGAUCAGUCAAAUUGAAUGCUGAGAUAUUGUACAAAGCAGUUGAGAGAUUGAAGGAUAAGAGUAGUUCAGCAAGAAGAGCAGCCAUAUCCUUGUUGGACUCAAUCAUCAAGGCAUAUUCAAAAUAGUAUGGAAUUAUGACAUUCAAAUCGUCUCAAUUGGAGAAGAAUAGGAAAUUGUUGGAGUUGGAGAAACAGAAACUAAUUGAGGAUUGUCAAAACCUGUAAGAAUAAUUGAACAGGAAUUAGAUCGAUAUCAAAUACUAUUUAGAUAAUUUGGAAUCCCAAUUGAAUUCCUGCAGAGAUCGAGAAUAAAAAUUGAAGGCACAACAAGUAUUCCAGAAUUAGAUAUCUAUUGCCAUGCCUGAUCUUAUUAAGAUUGCGCUCAGUAAUAUCCAUACAGAAAGUAAGUGUGUUCUACAAGUGUUCACUACUUUGAUGAUCAACCAUCAAGAAGGAAUGAUUGAAUAUGUCAAAUAAAUCUUAGUGUUGGUUUAUCAAGCAGAAUUAUAGGAAGAUCUGAAUAAACUCAUUUUCAAUUCUUUUGUUAGAAAUUACUCCAAGUUGAUCAAGCUAAUAGAAAUUUGCGAUAUGUUAGAAAUCACUUGUUUGGAACAGUUAUUCAAAUCUUUUAAAUAGAAGAAUCUACAACUCAAAACUGCAGAUGUCUGGGAUAAAGCAUGGGAUUACUUAAAAUAAUAGAAAUAUAUAUUGCCUAAUUUGAGAUUGAUUAGAUUCAUUGGGAUCAUGGAUGAUGCCUAAUUAUAUGAUAAGUUAUGCUACUUACUAAGACACCUCAAAGACACAAAACAAUUCAGUGAAAUAACAGAAAUCAUACUCAUUAUUUAAGAAAUCCCUGUUGAAGAUGUCCAUCAAAUUUAUAUUAAGGAAAUUAUCAAAUCCUUAUAAAAUUAUGAUGGAAGUGAUCUAGAGUGGUUCAGAGCAUGUGACACCUUCAUUAGAUUCACAGUCGAAAAAAUUCAAAAACCAGAAAUCACCUUGUUAGAAUUCUUGAACUCAAUUCCUAUUGCUAAUAUACCUCAAUUGAUGUUCGCAAGUAGUACUAUAGGAUUAAAACUAUAUGUGUAUAGUGAGAAGAUGAUCAAACAAUAUAGGAAAGAGAAGACCUAACCUUUAGACGAGAUGGAUCAAAUGGAUAAUAGUAUACAAGAACAUAUGGAUGGAAAAAUCAAAGAAUUGCAGGAUCUGUUUGAGAAAAUGGGAGAUCUCAGUGAAUACAGUUCUAGUGCUGAAGCCAUUUGCAAGAAUAUGAUAACUGAUUCAUAUAAAGAAAGAAAUCUAAUGAUAGACCAAAUCAGUGUCAUGUCUUUGUUGCAAUUCAUGAUCAUCUCUAAAUCAUGCACAGUCAGGAAUAUCAAAACCAUAAUGGAAAUCUUAGAUUGCUAACAAGUCUAAUCCAUUAUUAAAUGCAACAUCAUUACAAUGCUUAGUGACAUCUAUUACAGAUACUCAGAUCUAAUUGAUAUCAAUAAAGUCUUACAGAAGAUGGAUGACAAAGUUCUCAAAGUCAGAAGGACUGCCAUCAUCAUUGUAUCCCAUCUGAUGCUAAUGGAAUUACUAAGAAUUGAUGCCUCUUAAAUUGCCAAACACAUCAAUGAUUAGGAUUAAACCAUUAAAAAACAUGCCAAAAUCUUCUUCGUUGAAUUAUACAAAAAGGAUAGUCAGAAAUUUUAUUAGGUCCUACCUGAUCUAAUUACUUCAAUGGCUCAUAAUUAUCAAGUCUCAGAAGAGGAUUUCAAGAUAUUUGCCAAAGAAAUCAUCCCUUUAGUCCAAAAGGAUAAACUUUAAGAAUAGAUACUCGAGAAAUUCUUGAACAGAUUUGAUAUCUUUGAUAGAGAGGCAUCUCUUAAAAAUAGAAGCAUUAUGCAGAGAGUCUAAGAAGCCAAAGAAGAUAUUAUCCCCUAUAAUCCCGUAUAGCUCACGGCUGAAAGGGAAUGUGUCUACUUGUCCUUUUGUUUACUUUAUCUGAAAUUUCAUCUUGAAAAUCUUAGAUUACUUGUAACCAAUUUCCCAUAGUAUAAAAAAGUACUCAAGAACCCAAUCAUAUUAGAAUAGUUUAAAUAGAUUUAUCAAAAAUGUAGAAAGGCAGCCUCAUCUUGUAAAAUGAAUGCCAGAAAAACCGAGGCCAUCUAAUAAUCACACGAAUUCUCUUAGUUAUUGACCAUAUUUAAAACAAACUUAGAUUCAGUAGAUCCUUAAUUAGAAAGACUUCACUCAGUAUCACAUAAUCAACCAUCAUAAUCUAAUUAGUAAUAAGUAACCAAACCCAAAAAGAUUCAAACUCAAUAUAGACCUCCUAAAAAGAACACUAAAUAAUAGAUAAGGAUACCAGAUUCCGAUGAUAGUAGUAGUAUGGAAUUAGAAUAUUGA
This is a messenger RNA of Paramecium octaurelia, 3363 nucleotides long. NCBI's taxonomy places the organism in Eukaryota, Ciliophora, Oligohymenophorea, Peniculida, Parameciidae. The record is from the annotation of a GenBank genome assembly.